Messenger RNA from Callorhinus ursinus (northern fur seal), 1513 nucleotides. RefSeq names its product TNF receptor superfamily member 6b (gene TNFRSF6B). The record is from RefSeq and is a predicted model, not a curated record. Gene Ontology annotation, molecular function: protein binding. NCBI's taxonomy places the organism in Eukaryota, Metazoa, Chordata, Mammalia, Carnivora, Otariidae.
CAAGGGCAUGCCGAGCACUUGGUCCGCCCAGCGGGGUGGGAAGAUGCGGGACACCCGAGGGGAGCAGAGCCUGGGACAUCCCCACGCCGCAGCACCCCCGCUGCUGGUCCUGGUGCAGGGGGGCGCCCUCACAGGCCCGAUGCCUGGACUCCGCUCUCAAGCCGGCUGGCGCCAGACGGGGGCAGGGAGGGAGAGGGGGCUUCCUGGUGAGGGAGGGACCGCGGGGUGGUGACGCUGCGGAGAGCCGGGGCACGGGUCAAAGUGUGGCCCCCCGGAGGGCGUGAGCCCUCCCCCAGAGGCGUGGCAGGGCCAGCCCAUAUAGGCCACCACCGCAGCCCGUCAGAGUGGGGCGGCAGCGGCCGAGGGCGGGGCUGCCGGUGCCCGGGCGCGUCGUCCUGGUGCGUCCCUGCUGCUGGGCCCCGCGGAGGCCGAGCCGCUGCCCCAGGGAGAGCCAUGUGGACACCGGAGAGGCGGGGCGCACCGCCCCUGACCCGGCCGAGCGCGCUGCGCGCCCUGCUGCUGGCUCUGGCGGCGCACACGGCCGCGGCGGCGGGCGCGCUCACCUACCCGUGGCGGGACGCGGAGACCCGGGAGUGGCUGGUGUGCAGCCAGUGCCCCCCAGGCACCUUCGUGCAGCGGCCGUGCGGCCGGGACACCCCCACGAUGUGCGGUGCGUGCCCUCCACGUCACUACACCCAGUUCUGGAACUACCUGGAACGCUGCCGCUACUGCAACGUCAUCUGCGGGGAGCGCGAGGAGGAGGCGCGGCCCUGCGAGGCCACGCACAACCGCGCCUGCCGCUGCCGCCCCGGCUUCUUCGCGCACGCCGGCUUCUGCCUGGAGCACGCCCCGUGCCCGCCCGGCACCGGCGUGGCUGUCCCCGGCACCCCCAGCCAGAACACGCAGUGCCAGCCAUGUCCCCCUGGCACCUUCUCGGCCAGCAGCUCCAGCUCCGAGCAGUGCCAGCCCCACCGCAACUGCACCGCUCUGGGCCUGGUCCUCAACGUGCCGGGCUCCUCCUUCCACGAUGCCCUGUGCACGAGCUGCACGGGCUUCCCGCUCAGCACCGUGGCGCCAGGGGGGCCAGGGGCUGAGGAGUGCGAGCGCGCCGUCAUCGACUUCGUGGCUUUCCAGGACAUAUCCUCCAAGAGGCUCUUGCGGUUGUGGCAGGUCCUGGCGGGCCCGGAGGCCCAAAGUCUGGUGGCACCGAGGGAGGGCCGCACAGAGCUGCAGCUGAAGCUGCGGCAGCUGCUCGCGGAGCUCCGGGGUGCACAGGCUGGGGCGCUGGGGGCGCGGCUGCUGGGGGCGCUGCGGGAGGCCAGGCUGCCUGGGCUGGAGCGCAGUGUCCGCACACGCUUCUGGGUGCACUGAGCACCCUGCCCCCCGUUUAUUCUGCUCCCAAGCUUUGGCCCCACGUGGGCAUCAUCCCCAUGGCACCAAAGUAACCUCAACUGACCGACUAGGCUCCUGUUGCACUAACAAAGUUUAUUUUUUAUAAAGCCGUUUUGUAAAA